AUGUUCGGGUGCAGCAGGGAGGCUGCCGGAGCGCCCCUCAGGUGGGAGCGCUGCCGGGGCAGCAUGCGGAGCCCCGGGCUCAUCACCCUGCUCUCUGCCCUGGCGCUGGCUGGAGGAUCUGCCGGCACUGACCCUGGAAAUGAUGGAUCAGGAGACGGAUCGAUGAUAUUACCCACUUUUACAGCAACACAUCUUCCUGCUACGAGUCCUUUGACAGUGGAUGACCAUGAGCCAGUACUUGUAACUGCAAGCACUACUGAAAGCAGCUUUGACACACAGAGUUCUCCAAGUACUGAACUGAAUGCUGUGAACGAUGAGGACAGCCUAGAAGCAGCAGAACAGUCUAUCUUGAUAUAUGUUGUCCCUGUGGCGCUGCUGGUCCUGCUGGUUUUGUUGAUCACAUUUUUUGUAAUGCAUCAUAAAAGGAAAAAAUCCAAGCAAGAUGAGCUGGGAAGUGAAAAUGUAAAAAGUCCUAUUUUUGAAGAAGACACACCCUCUGUUAUGGAGAUAGAAAUGGAAGAGCUUGAUAAAUGGAUGAACAGCAUGAACAAAAAUGGUGACUGUGAAUGUUUACCUACUGUAAGAGAAGAAGAAAAAGAAUCAAUUGCCAACCCAAGUGAUGGUGAAUCAUGAAGUCCUCACGACACCAAAGAACUGGAUAAAGGGAUGCAGCACACAAGCUCAUCAUCCCCCAGAUACUGGAAGAACUGGAUUUAAAUAUAAUUCAUCUCAAAAGGCCAGAGAAGCAAAUGCUUUUGUUGUGUCCUGUUUUAUAUGGUCUUCAGAAAGGAAAUAUUACCAAAGGAAAAAAAGAAAAGGAAAAGAAGAAAAAAAGAAAAGAAAAAAGAAAAGCACUGUAGCAAGAUUAAGGACUGAUUUAAAUUAUUUUUGCAAUGAGAUUCACCACAAAUCAAGAGAAACCCCUUCUUUACCCCUGCUAAAAGUUCUCAAAGUAGUCCAUAUUUCUGUCUAGUUCUGCAGUUGUGCAUUGUGCAACACUUAAAACCAAUUCUCUUGCAGAUUUGGUUGGUUUCUUUGUUAUGGUUUGGUUUUGUGGGUGUUUGUUUCAGUGUCCAUAAUUCUGGACUGCCAUGGUUUGGUGGAUGUGAAGCUCAUGUCUAUGCAAUGUUUAUUUCUCAAUUUGCUUUUUCUGAACAGUGCACUGAUUUGCACAGGACUGCUGUUGGGGAGGUACUAGGCUAGGACUGACAGAGCAGCUCUGAGGACAGACAGCAGCUGAAAAGCCUCUGAAAGGAAUAGCCAGAGGUGACUGCAGCCCAGCCAGGACACAAAGUCUGUAGAGUGCUUUUUGGUUUUCAGAUUAAAAGCCCCUGUAAAAGUGAUUUUGAGACUGCCUUUCAGUUUGUUAUCUCCACAGAUGAACGCCCUGGGCUAGCUCUCCCUGUGUAACUCUUCUCCCUGCCCAGGACUGUUCUCUAACCACCUACUUCAGAAAUAUUCAAAUUAAAAAUAUUUCUUUUUUUUUUUUUUUUUAAUGAGUGAGGUUGAAAAAUUGAACAAUUCAGUAUUCACAUAAAAUAGAGAUUUAGAUAAGUAUGUGUUACGUAUAACUACUUGGUCAAGGUUUUCAGAUACAGGAGGUUUUCUGCUGCUUCUGUUUUUAAGUACUGAGCCUGCAAUAUCUGAAAGACAAGGACUUCUGAGUGUGCCUGGUCACUUUUAGUCACAAUGAAAAAAAAUCAGACUCCUGGGAUAUCUCAAGGUGAGAAUAUGAAUGUUGUAACGGUGUCCAUUGAUUUUAGAUAGCAUGUCUCUUAGGGAUGUAGCUUAAAUAUGUAACACACAUAAAAGUGGAUCCUUGUCUGGGCAAGGUUUCUCUUGCCUUAUUUAAAAUAGCAGAUUCAUAUGCUAUCAUAUAUUAUAUCCUACCUAUCCUCAUAUUCUAUUUAAAUAUAUAAUGCCUUCCCACUCAAUACAUGUUUCAUAUGAUCAGAUUUUUUUGCCUGCAAAUAAUUCACUAAUAAGUUACCACGCAUAGCUUGAUUAAAGAGAGAAAACAAAUACCCCAAGCCUCUGUGAUGGCAUCUAAGUAUCACUAACAGCUGACAAAUACAGAGGAUGGUUUAGCUUUGUGAAUAAUUAAAGGCAUGUCAAAAUACAGAAGGAAAAAAUGUUUAGAGCUAACCAUAUUCAUUCAUUAUUGAAUUUGACUUGAUUAGUAAUUUCCUCAAAGAAUAAAAAUUUCUUCACUGUUCCAAAACAAUUUAUUGCAUAUAUUGGAUUUAGUAAAUGAGUGAUGGUAAAUAAAUUUUCCUGUUUGGAUGAUUUUUAACUUUGAAAUAA
This is a messenger RNA of Vidua macroura (Pin-tailed whydah), 2304 nucleotides long. It is a transcript of the gene TMEM154, whose product is annotated as transmembrane protein 154. The transcript is spliced from 6 exons. NCBI's taxonomy places the organism in Eukaryota, Metazoa, Chordata, Aves, Passeriformes, Viduidae. The coding region runs from base 1 to 633 and encodes 210 amino acids. The record is from RefSeq and is a predicted model, not a curated record.